This is a messenger RNA of Microthlaspi erraticum, 303 nucleotides long. The record is from the annotation of a GenBank genome assembly. Lineage: Eukaryota; Viridiplantae; Streptophyta; Magnoliopsida; Brassicales; Brassicaceae.
AUGCCUCAUACCACCGGUUCUGCGGCAGAGCUUCCCUUGCCUCGGAAGAGUACCCACACGAACCUCGAAAGAUCUGGCGGCUCAGCCGUCCGUGAUCUUUCCACAUCGGAGUCAUACUCAACAUAUGGGCCUCACGCACCACCAUGUUACCCAUCACAAUCUUACACAGAAAAGAGAUCUGUUGGCAUAUCCUUCCCCGAAGGUUACCCAACACAACCUCACACACAAAAGAGAUCUGGCGGCCUAACCUUCCCCGAAGGUUACCCGACACAACCUCACAACACAAGAGAUCUGAUGGCAUAA